AGAAUGGGAUCUGAAAGUAGGAUGAAGCUCCCUGUAAUAGAUUUCUCCAAUCUUAAACAAGAAACAGCAACGUGGGAAUCAGUGAAAACCCAAGUGAGCGAAGCCCUAGCAGAAUAUGGUUGCUUUGAGGCCAUAUUUUCAAACCCAAAAUAUUCACUUGUUAAUGUGCUUCAACAACUAUUCGAUCUCCCUCUACAGACAAAACUACUCAAUAAGUCAAACACAACUUACCAUGGCUACAUCGGACAACAUGCAGUUGUUCCGCUGUACGAAAGCUUGGGAAUCAGUGAUGCCUUGGUACCCGGAAACAUCGAAGCCUUCGUCGAACUAAUGUGGUCCCAUAACGGAAAUCCGACUUUUUGCGAGAGCGUAAGAUCGAUUUCGGAGGAGUUACUCGAAUUGAACAAGAUUGUGAGGACAAUGGUGUUAGAGAAUAAUGGAAUAAAAAAGUACUUGGACGAGCAUAUUGAUUCGACUAACUAUGUGGUACGAUUUCAAAAGUACGAUGGUCCUAAAACAAACGAGACUGAGCUUGGACUCGUACCCCACAUAGAUAUGAACACCCUCACCAUAUUAUUUCAAGAUGACGUCACCGGAUUGGAAAUGCAGAAAAAAGAUGGAGAUGAUUGGAUUGAGACCUCACCUAAUUCUUUUAUUGUCAUGGCGGGUGAAUCUCUCCGGGCGUGGACAAAUGGUCGGGUGCAUGCUCCUUUUCACAGGGUGAUGAUGACCGGAGACAAAGCUAGAUACUCGAUCGGACUAUUUGCCGUUCCAAAAUCGGGAUACAUAGUUACGGCUCCAAAAGAGAUGGUGGAUGAAGAGCACCCCUUACUCUACAAACCCUACGAUUACGUUGAGUUUCUUAAUUAUUACUACGGUGAAGCUAGUAAGACUUCUCCCAACGCUCUAAAGGAUUAUUGUGGAGUCGUCUGAUAAUAUAAUGAAUUCAAAGCUCGAAAAUUUGUUUUCGGAACAAUAAUGUAUUUCGUAUUUGCGAAUAAGCAUAUAUUUCAGUUCAUGCAUGGUGUGUUUAUGUUUAA
Messenger RNA from Erythranthe guttata (spotted monkey flower), 1040 nucleotides. Its product is annotated as putative 2-oxoglutarate-dependent dioxygenase AOP1. The record is from RefSeq and is a predicted model, not a curated record. NCBI's taxonomy places the organism in Eukaryota, Viridiplantae, Streptophyta, Magnoliopsida, Lamiales, Phrymaceae.